Molecule: messenger RNA, 1017 nt
Organism: Ylistrum balloti
Lineage: Eukaryota; Metazoa; Mollusca; Bivalvia; Pectinida; Pectinidae
Exons: 3
Coding region: 1-1017 (338 amino acids)
Source: RefSeq, a predicted model, not a curated record
AUGACUUCCGAAUUGUGGUUUGGUUUGCACACGGAUGUAGGAGCAUCGUGUGACAUGGUACAAUAUCAGUGGGAUGAUGGAGAACCAUUAGGGAGCUGGUCAGACUGGUAUGUUGGGUCAUAUACGGAGCCUAACUCGUGUUCUUCUGACCUCUGUAUACGCAUAUCGUCAUCAAAAUGGAAGACUAUAAGCUGUAGUAACCAGUAUGGAUUUGUCUGCGAAUAUCUUGGAGGUACAUGUGGCUUUGAAACAGUAACGGACAAAACAUUCACGAGGGGGCCAGACAGCAGCGAUAUCCCGGAUGUUCAAAACAUUUUUACAAGAAUAGAAUCAACAAAUAAUUUAGCAACUUGCUUGGAAGCGUGCCAGAUGUCUUCAAUUGGUAAUCUUGACUGUUGGUUUGUAGUGACCAACAUCAGUAACGCCGAUGUUUGUUACUUGUACUAUACAAGUGACAAAUACCUAGCAGAUAGACCCCAAAAUACAACAGUCACAACGGGCCUCAGCAUUCACGUUAAACGAUGUGGAAACGUUGCUGUAUAUGGCGAAACGACAUCAUCAACAUCGGCAGCAACAACCACGACAACAUGUGUUGCACUGACAACAGUUGAGGCGUCAACUACAUCGACCACACAGCCAACAACUACACUAACAACCACACAACAACACACAUCUUCUGUCCUUACUACAACUGUAGGUGUUCAAACAACGAACAGCGUAGAGUGUUUGAAAUACAGCAAUCAGACGAUAACAUACACAUUCGCUGAACUUCAGGAACAGGUGAAGAAACUCAAAGCUGAGCUCAUGGUGAUAAAAAACAGUACAAAUAGAUACAUGAGAACGCUCAUCAGCGUUUAUGAUGGUCGAGCAAGCGCUGUCAGCGUGGGUGUUAUAGGCGCUUUCUUCCUCGGUGUCAUUCCUGUACUCUUCUUUAUUGCUGACAUGCCAGUACUGUACAGACAUAGCACGGGACGAUGGGGCGAUUGUAGCAACCAGAAUAAUUGUGAUGGAAUUUGA